Messenger RNA from Echinostoma caproni, 3021 nucleotides. The record is from the annotation of a GenBank genome assembly. Lineage: Eukaryota; Metazoa; Platyhelminthes; Trematoda; Plagiorchiida; Echinostomatidae.
AUGAUCAUUCGUUCAUUUUCACAGCGCGUCCGCGCGACUGCUUUUAUUGAUCGUUUGGAUGUGACAUCUCAAUCCACACCCGAUUACCAAUCGAUCACGAUUAUCGUCCACUCCUUUGCAAGUCCUGUUGUAGCCGGUCUGAUUAAUCGUUUCGGCUGUCGAUUGGUGGCCAUUUUUGGUGGGCUCCUCGCGUCCGCCGCUUUGUUCAUCAGUUCGUUUGCUACAAACAUGGAUUUUCUGCUUUGUACGUUCGGCGUACUUGCUGGCGCUUCAUUCGGUUUGUUUCAUCUUCCCGCCAUGAUCUCGGUCAAUCUGUACUUCAAUCGACGCCGAGCUAUGGCCAAUGGAAUAGCUGUGGUCUACCACUGGUCAAAUACAUUCAUUAUUUUUGCGGGCCUUCUGCUGCAUUGCGUUGCUCUCGCUUGUCUCUAUCGGCCACUUUUACCUGUCGUCAAAUUGUGUGGCGUAAACACGCAGUCCGUUCCCGAAGGAUUAGAUGAUCUGAUAGCUGAGGAACUAAAUUCCUGCUUUUUUACUUCAAAUGGUUACAUUCGAUCCGCAGCUGCAUUUGCAUCUAACGGUCGGAUCUCUCAGCCAUUGGUAGAAGUGGACGAACCAAUGGAGACGAAGGCCUUAUCGCGUAACGAGAUUACAGGAUUCUCUGAUAAAGAGGCGCAUGAUGCCAAUUCCAUUCAGCCAAUAAAAUCCAAUGAAAAGAAAAUGCAGAUGUCUAGCGAUCUACAUCAGAGUGAAGACGAAUGUGAAUCAAACCGUGGAAGCAGAAGUUUGGCCUUCCCCCAGACUACGAGUCCAGUCAAUCUUAUUAGAACCGAUUCGAAUAAAUCCGCUCUGUCUGCUCCAAUUGUUGUACCUGCCUGUGUCAGCGAUGAGGAGCACAACGAGCAGACAGUAUAUAUUGAAGAGCAAGAGGAUAUAUGUAACGAAAAAAUAGAGCAACCUCUUUUGGUGGACAAAGAGGAAGAUACCCAAAAGACUGAAACGGAAACCUCAUUGAAUUUGGAAAAUCAAGCUUCUGAUCGGUGUCAAUCAAACUCUGAGAACCAACAGUCAAAAGAAAAAAACAGACCAGCUGGACUAAGCAUUACUUUGACAGAAACAAGCGGAUUGAUCGAUGCCCCUUUGAUCAAAAAUCAAACUGGUCUUGAAACAAAAAUUGUGCCAUUCGGGAGCUCGUCUCAUGUUUCGUGCAUCUUGUCAACACCUUGUUUAGGGGGCUUCUAUGGUUACGCAGAUCGAAAUUCCGGUAUCGUUCUAAGAUCACCGAUUGGUCAUCAAGGUAACCGACUGCGUCACCCAGUUAGAAACAUAUCUUCAAGAAACCGCUAUCGUUUACAGCAACAAUCAAGCCCUGGCAACAAUCCCAUCAGUCCGAAUGCGCAAAGUUUCUCUUCGCGUUUACGCAAAAAUCUCUCCGGAAUUCCCACCAUUGAAGAAGGCCAUGUUCUGGAGCAUGUUUCAACGAACGCGACCGACCAGGCUACCGCGGAUCACACCUUGGGUGUGGCAGAUAGUGCGCGUGAUUACAGUUCGUCUAUCACGGUUGCUGGCAUAACCAAAGAGUUCGUCCGACGUCAUCAAUUACGAGGUUCUCCUUCAAUCAUCUCCGGCGCACUGCAUCAGUCCGCUUUCAGUGGACUCACGACUUCAGCACUAAAGAUUGAGUUGGUCAGAAUGGAUGAUAAACCGGCUGUGGUAGUGUUACCGCAUCCAGAUGUAUCUAUUCGAGAUUACAGUCGACCAAUGUACCGGAGUGACAUAUUUUACAGUGGGAAUGUUGACCCUGCACUGGCAAUGGCAACCUGUACCCCUACAAUGCAAAAACGCCCACGGGGAGUUGGUUCACAAUCACGUUUACCCGAACUCUUUGCCUCAGCUUUCAGUUUACGACCUGAUAAUAUGUCUCGACGCAUGUCUGUAACGCGUCAAGAUGCUGCAGCUCGCGUCCCUUUGUCUGUUGAUCCAGAGACGACAUUGUGGAACUCACAACCAAAUUGGUACGAAUCCUACCUGAUCUCGUUGACUCGCAUUCCUGUAGGUCCAGUGGACUACACUGAGCAUCCAGGUAUCCGAAACCCAUGCAAUUGGAACGAUUGCUGUGGGCUAUUUCGGCUUUGUUGUGGUAAUCCGGAGAACGUAAUUGACGAUGCGGGUUCAGUGCAGCCAAUAUCUAUCUGUGACUGUUGUCUCACAUGUAUUCGCCGAUUACGCGACUGCCGUUUCCCUCUUGGACGGUCCUGGUCAAAAUCGGAUGUCAAACAAUUUAAAAAGGAUGAACGAGAAUCCUCAGGAUACUCGAACAAGUUCGAUGCGGCAGGUGAUGUUGUUUCUGAAACAGCCAGUAACACGGUUACGCGCCAGACUAAAUGUCACCGCGGUUUAUGUGUCAAUAAAUCUUUCAUGGAUAUACUUAAGAAUAUGACGGAUCUGCAACUCAUACGGAAUAAGGGUUAUCGUUUGGCAUUCAUCGCUAACUUCUUCGCUAUCUUAGGAAGAGAUGCUGUUAUCUUCCACUUGGCUACUGAGGCGUUACGCGAGUCGCCCGUACGCUCGUUGGAUUGGGUUCAGGGUAUAUGUGAACUGGGAACCUAUGUGCCACUUAUCUAUGUGACCGACUUCGCUGUUCAAAAUGGUAUUCCUGCAAAUAUGUGCUCGUAUCUCAUCUCCAUUAUGGGUCUGGUCAGCAUCGUGGGUCGGCUGUCUUUUGCUUGGAUAAUUGGACUGUUCGGCAUCCGGCCAAUCAUAGUACAAACAAUCACUUCAUCCUUGUUGGGUUUGCUGAUCGCAUUGAUGCCGUUGUUCGUUACCUUCUCGUCUCAGGCAACUGCCUUUGGCCUGAUGGGUUUACUCAGCGGACCACUCGCUUCACUGAGCACAAUUAUUUUGUGUGACUUGGUCGGGGUGGAUGCACUGACCACUGCGGUUGGCUUAGUUACACUCAGUCGAGGUUUGUCCAGUGUGCUCGGAGCCCCACUUGCUGGUACGUUUUGUAAACGCGAGUAA